AUCAUGCAUCUCUGUCUGUUUCAGGCGCUGCGUCGAGUGCGAGCGAGACGGGUGCUGGCGCGCGAUGGUGGCGCCGCCUCGACAGAAACUUCAGUUGCGAGUAAACGUUCGCGGUCACCUGUCGCUAUUUUUCCCGCUACAUUUAUUCCUCCGAUAGUACCUGUUACUACACCGGUGUUUUAAAGUGAUAUUUCUUAUACAUAAUCCUGAAUUUGAGUUACUAAAAACAGUGUUUAUUUUUAACUGGUGUUUAGAUGUUAAGGGUUGUGUGUGAAGAGUGUUUUUGCCGAAGCCUGAUGUCUCGGUGCACUGUGGAGAAUGGCUUAUUAACUGUGUAGUGGAUUGUGCUUUUUUUUGGAGUGCCCUCUGGGAAAUGCAGGCCGGAGCUCUUGUUCGACUCUUAUAGUGAUGGUGUGAGUGCAUGGCGGGGGCCGCGGCGGCGCUGGAGGCUGCCUCGCGCGGCGACGCGGCGCGCCUCGCCUCACUGCUGCGGGCUGACCCCAAGCUCCGAGAUGCUGCUGAUGAGAACGGGUGCACGCUGCUGCAGCGCGCGGCGGCGGACGGGCACGUGGACGCGCUGCGGCUGCUGCUGCAGCACGGGGCCAGAGCAGACUGCGUUGAUGUCGUCCACGGCAACACAGCCGCCCACGAAGCAGCCUGGAAGGGCUACUCCCGCUGCCUGGUGCUUCUUGCAGCGGCGGGGGACGCGGGGGGUACGGGGGGCGCAGGGGGCGCGGGGGUCGUGUGCGCGCGCAACGCGGGGGGCUUCACGCCGCUGCACCUCGCGUGUCAGAACGGACACAACCAGUCGUGUAGAGAGCUGUUGUUGGCUGGCGCGCCGCCGGAUGCUCAGAAUAAUUACGGCGACACAGCGCUGCACACGGCGGCUCGCUACGGGCACGCCGGCGUCACCCGCAUCCUCAUCUCCGCCCAGUGCCGGGUCUCGGAGCAGAACAAGAACGGAGACACGGCCCUGCACAUCGCCGCCGCCAUGGGACGACGGAAACUCACCAGGAUACUCCUGGAGGCGGGCUGCGACAAGUCACUGAGGAACCAACAAGGAGAGACGGCUAGAGAUAUCGCCACCAGAAAAGGACUUGAUGAAAUCAUCAGUAUCUUAAACACUCCUGUCGCAAAACAAGCGAAGAAGAAGGAGAAACAUAGAGACAAGAGCAAAGAGAGGACUCUUGAUGAACCUGAUGCAAGUAAAAAGCCAAAAGACAAAGGAAAGAAGAAGAAAAACGUCACCUUUGAAACCCCAGCGGUUCCAGUCCAAUGGUCGCCGUACGGCUGCCAUUACUAUCCGGACCCGAAAUACUUUCCUAAACCAAAGUUGAGCUCGCUUCCCACCGAACCCUUACAAAAAGGCGAGCAAUACUACCUCGAUUUGGCAGGAAAUAUAAAGAAGGGACCGAUCGGAGCCGGCUACACUUGCUACUGCGCGCCAUUCUUCAAACACAUGGAGGAGAAAUUGAAUGAAGACAAGAAAGAUCUGAAGAAACAUAUUGACCGAGCCCACGACAAGUUGGAUCAAAAGGUGACAGAUUUGGAAAUGAAGACGCAAGGCCAGAUAUCCGAGUUGACAAGAUUUGUAGCAGCCGAAAGAGCUAUGUGCAAGGAAAGACAUCAGCAUCUCGAGCAUUGGUUGACCAGAGGCAUGAUGACCAGGGCUUCGGAAAGGGUGAAGAAAUUAGACUUCAGUCCUAAAGGAUCCUUAGACAUCCCGCCAUUAAAGAGAAGCAGGAGUCUCGAGGUCUUAGAUGCACACACUGAGGAAUGGAACAAAGUAAACAAAAUAAUUCAGAGUUUCAACAAAAAUGCUGAACAUUACGAAAGCCAUUCCAAUGACCUGCAUGAAACGAAAGCAACGUCGAAGAGCACAGAGGUUUUGGAUAGCAGAAGAUCCCCAGUCAGCCCGCGGAGAGUGUUUUUCAUGAAGAACUCUAGAAGCAGUGACCAGCUGGACUCUCCAAGAAUGUCGAGUAGGUCUCCACACAGAAGUUCCUCACACACGAGCCCGAUUCCUCAAGACCAAAGUCAACAGCAUAAUGUCACUGCGGAGAUACACGUAAAAUCCAAUAGAAUAUCUUUAUCCCAGUCCCCAGUGUCUAUGGAAGUCGGUAUUCAAGGAUACAAUGACCGCUUAGGUGCUUCUAGUCGACAAUCCAACACCAAGUCACCCAGCAGUAGCAACCGAGACUUUAGAACAAGUGAGUCUGAGGGAGAACGGUCUAGAAGCAACAUUGGGAGUCCUCCAUGCAUCUCCCAAAAUGCGCCUCCUUGGAAAAGCCAAGUGCUACAAAAAACAGCAGACGAUAUACGGAAAAGAGUACUCGAAAAGGAGCUAUCGGAUUCAAUGUCCAGAAGCAACAAGUCCUUAGACAUUUCCCAGGAUGGAUACGUAAAAUUUCCAAAGCCAGGCAAUUACCAUCACCACCAUCUCAAUAUGUCGGAAGUAAUUGAUAGAGAACCUAGAAGAUCUGUUCAAGAGUUGGUUGCGCAAGUGGAGCAGCAACAAAGAUGCGCGUCGCCUGAGCCGGCACCGCCAUUGCCCCGGAAACCCCCCACCGAUAUGCACGAUGCACCGACCUCGCCGGUCAACAUACAGCCCAGUCCAGGGAUCCUCAAAAUGCCACAGCAGCCGCUGAGACCUGCGCCAGUAUUAAAAGAAAAACCACCGAAGAGCAAGCGCUUCAGCCUGCACAACCUCAUCCCCUUCCCAACGAGAAAAACCUUCCAAACUCCGCCGAAGGACAACGGGAACAAUUCAGAGAGCAGCGAUGAAGAAGACCAUCCUAUCCGGAGCUCCGCGCAGCCGGGACCCAUGCGGAACACCAACCUGCUGCAGACGCUGCCGCUACCCAACUACGAGACCAUGUCUAACAAGUCACCAUCGCCCGCCCCUCGAGUUCAAUCCCCAAACCAAAACAUCUAUCCCCACGAUUUAAGAUCUAUGAUUCCGAAGGACGCGUACUUUCACGAGAUCCCCAACCGGGUCCACCACCAGAUGCCGUAUAACCUCAUAGAGAACGGGCUCCCUCCCCAGCCCCAGCUUGGGUACAACCAGCCGGGCCUACCGCCACCGACAGCCAGAAGCCGGAACCCUCUAUACCCGCACCAGACUGGGGUUUUCGACGCCAUGAUGCAGGACCACAUCAUGAGAGAGAUGGGCCGCAUCCCGCACUGCUACAGCGAACAUCUCGACCAGAACACUGAGGUGGAGAUCGCGAACCAAAACGGGACAUUUCGAGAGGGUUACUACGAUAACCGUGCGCCAGUGUACAACCCAAGGAAGCCAGUUCCCGACCACAGCUUGUUGCACAGUCGACUGCAGUCGCUCGCUAUUAACACCCACUUGACUGAUACACAGAGUCAGGUGGACAGGGAGUCCCACAAUGACUCGGGGUACAGUACUAAAGUGUACGGAAGCUCGCAAGGGCCCUCGCCCAGUCUGUCCGGACAUGUGGACGCAGAUAAUUUAUCUGGACAGAGAGUCAACAUACUACCGAAUGGUAAGGCGGUGGGUCAUGUCGGCGCGUCUAGCUUAGUGUAACACAGUAAUACUCAAAUCUAAGUCAUUGUUUUGGUGGAAUGUAAUGUUUCAGUCGUUUCAAUGAUUUUGUGUUCCUCCUGCAUGCAAAUUGGUAUUAGUUUUACUGUUUACAAAUAGGUAUGAAGAUUCAGUACAAAGCAAUAAAGUACAAUAAACUUACAUCAAUCUAACAUUAGAUAUCGUAUUACAAGCACAAUAUGCACUGAAAAAGUAACAGUUUCUUAUUAAAGUACAAAUAAAAAUUAAUACUUACGUAAGUUUUAAGAUGCCAUUCAGUUUAUCAAGUGUUCACAGUAAUGAAAUAAAAAUUAGGUUAUAAGACUAUUCUUAUUUUUAUAACUAGCUCUAGGAUUAUCUUGUCACAUAAAAAUGUACUAUAAAAUUAAUAUUUAUUAUUUUCGCAUAAUGAAUGAAACAAUUCGGUAUUACUUAUAUUUG
This is a messenger RNA of Plutella xylostella (diamondback moth), 3991 nucleotides long. It is a transcript of the gene dgo, whose product is annotated as ankyrin repeat domain containing protein 6 diego. The record is from RefSeq and is a predicted model, not a curated record. Gene Ontology annotation, molecular function: protein binding. NCBI's taxonomy places the organism in Eukaryota, Metazoa, Arthropoda, Insecta, Lepidoptera, Plutellidae.